Messenger RNA from Lodderomyces theae, 324 nucleotides. RefSeq lists its product as uncharacterized. Bases 1 to 324 code for a protein of 107 amino acids. The transcript has a single exon. NCBI's taxonomy places the organism in Eukaryota, Fungi, Ascomycota, Pichiomycetes, Serinales, Debaryomycetaceae. The record is from RefSeq and is a predicted model, not a curated record.
AUGUCGCAGUCCGAGUCUUCCUCCUCUGAAACAUCAUCUUCCUCAGAGGAAGAAGAAAUUGCCAAACCAGUGUUUAUCCUGAAAAAACAACAAGAAAAACAAAACCAGAAUGCUACAAAUUCAUCGCGCCAAGUCUUGCUCUCCCAAUUGGAACUGAAGGACGCAAAAGAGGACACUGAUGAAAAAUUUGAAGUUGAUGAUACCGAUGACUUGGACCCUCAUUUGGAGUACGAAAACUGGAAGGAACGUGAAAAGUUACGCUUUCUUCGUGAUCAACAAAUUAUACGGGAGGCCGAGUUGGAAAAAGAGCGAAAAGAAAAAUAG